Molecule: messenger RNA, 4167 nt
Organism: Poecilia reticulata (guppy)
Lineage: Eukaryota; Metazoa; Chordata; Actinopteri; Cyprinodontiformes; Poeciliidae
Gene: ankrd34c
Product: ankyrin repeat domain 34C
Molecular function (GO): protein binding
Source: RefSeq, a predicted model, not a curated record
UGAAUUCAUAAUAAAAUAUUCUCUUGUUUUUAUCAUAAGCUGCCCAAAAACGCCUUCCUGCUACUUCCAUUCUUCAGUCUUCCCUCUGGUAUAAUCGUACAGAAACAUGCAGAGCAAUCGCAAUGUCAAUAGGAGGUGGCGCUCGUUUUCUGUUUGCGUCCUGCAGAUGUAAAGAUCAGGACAGAGGUUUUUCAUCAGACGCAGUUUAUUUCGGGCGACUCUGACGUCAAGAGACAACACGUUUCAUUCAACAAGCAAGAAACUAAGUUAUUUAUAACCCCCCGCAUCUCCAGGUUGUGAUCCCUGAGUGCGCAGUGAAAGGAAUACACCCCAUUGGACUGAUGUAGCGCGCCUCCGUAACAAAAAGCCACACAGCUCGUCAUCAUGUGCUCAUGGUGACAGAGAGGGACGGCGCACUGUAACCUAAAGUAGGACGCAUCGAUGGGAGCUGCCGCGGCUGGAAAAAUAAAGGAUACCGCAACAAACUUUGUGUUUUGAAUCAGUUAUUUGCCCCUCCAUGUAUAAUCCCUCUCGGAUGGCACCGGACACUUUGAACAUGGAGAGACUCUUCUCUGAGCAGGUCUGUGAGCUCUAAGUUCAACACUGAGAGGACCUGCGACAGGUUGGGGAUAUGGCAGAUAUUUUGGAGCUGCGCACAGAUGGAAACUCUCUCCUGAAGGCAGUGUGGCUCAAACGAUUAAGACUCACCAGGCUCCUGCUGGAAGGAGGUGCAUACAUCAAUGAAAGCAAUGAACGUGGAGAGACGCCCCUCAUGGUGGCCUGCAUGUCGACACACUCCGACCAGCAAAGUGUGACAAAGUCAAAGCUUGUCAAAUAUCUGCUGGACAACCAAGCAGACCCAAACAUACAGGACAAGGCGGGCAGGACAGCCCUAAUGCAUGCCUGCAUCCAUAAGGCCGGGCACGAGGUGGUGGAUCAUCUGCUAAGCAACGGCGCUGAUCCCAGUCUGGAGGACAGGAGUGGGGCUUCGGCUCUGGUCUAUGCCAUCAAUGCGGACGACAAGGAGACAUUAAAGUUACUUUUGGAUGCAUGCAAAGCUAAAGGAAAGGAAGUAAUCAUCAUCACUACAGACAAGUCACCAUCCGGCACUAAAACUACCAAGCAGUAUCUAAAUGUGCCGCCAUCUCCAGAGUUGAUCGAGAGGUCAUCUCCAGAAUACUGCGCCUCUCCCUCCGACGUCAACGUCACCGCAUCUUCCACAUCGGAGCAAGAGCAACAAAACACAGUCUUCAGUUUCCAGACAAAGCUAAAAACUUCUGUCGCAGCAUCAAAGCUCACAAAUGGACCCACAUCUCCAACUCGCCGGCCGGCAAACCCCAAGCGAGCGCGUUUGCCUCAGCUGAAGCGGCUGCAAUCAGAACCCUGGGGCCUGAUUGCACCCUCUGUCCUUGCUGCAGCUGCUGCACAUGAGGAGAGUAAGAAAGCCAGCUCUGAUGAAGAUGUUGUUGCCGGGGUGAAUGGACUCUCUCUGAAUAAGAGAUCCGCUUUGUCCCGGCAGAGCAGCGUGGAUGGGAAGGACAGCCUUUUCCCACUGGUGGGGGACCAGCCGUGCAAAAUGACAACCUCGUUAUCAGUGCCGCCAACAUCUAAGCCGUCAUACGAAAGGUCUCUCGGACAGCACCAGCCGCUGGCUCGCCGCAGUACCGUGCCCACGGAGCAGGAGAACGGCAGCGGCUCCAGCAGUGGACAAGUCAGCCUCAGAGACACGUUGCACAGGAGACGUCUGGGAAAUGAUCACUAUGACUCAGACUCGCAGCUGUACUCAGACUCUGCCAUGUUAGACUCUCCUAAAGUCCCAGUGGAGCGAAGGAAGCUAAACACUUCUCCACUCGCCAUGCUCACCAGUUCUAGAGAAUCUCUUGACAGCAAUGCGAGCACGUCCUCUCCAAGCACGGCGCGAAGGCGUCCACCUGGCCUCCUGGAGAGGAGAGGCUCUGGCACACUACUAUUGGACUACAUCUCCCACACUAGGCCCGGCCAGUUGCCCCCUCUCAAUGUUAACCCAAAUCCACCCAUUCCUGACAUUGGGGCCAGUAACAAGCCCUCUUCACCCCUUCUAGCAGGUAUUAAAUCUAUAGCCCCAGUAGCACCAAACACACCAAAGACAGGAGGUCUCAAGUCAAAGAAGAAACUUGUUAGAAGGCACUCUAUGCAAGUGGAACAGAUGAAACAGCUUUAUGAUUUUGAGGAGCCUCCACAUUAGUUAGGCAUGAUGUUAAUGCAGCAAAUACUGUGGUAGUAGAAACAAAAGCACCCUAUAAUGGCAGGAAGUACAUCCAUAGGUUCAGCUGUGUGUACACACGGCUAACUAGAUGUUGAAUAAUGUAUAAUUUAAAACAAAUGAAUAUGUAUUGAAUCUAAGCAAUAUAGAUAGAUUUCUUUCCUGAGUUACGCCCAGAAUAAGGAUUAUCUUUACAACAUUCCCUGUGUAUGUAUUACUUUUGAAUGUAAAUGCGAAUACAUGGUACCAUUUUUUGCCAAAUGCUUUUUAACAUGAUCAUAUAAUUUGUGAGAAACAUAGCAGGGUUCAUUUUGUAGCCAGCAGGCCACUUGGGUAAACUUUGUGCAUAUGGAAAUGAUCAUUUCUCUGGAAAAAGAUACAGGAGAGAUGCACUUCUCUGAGAUGUAGCUUUGAAUGGGAUGAAACCUGACUGUUUGUAGCAAUUUUGUAAAAAAGUGCCUUCAAGCGAAAGAAACAAAAAAAAGACAAAUGAACAGAUAUAUUUAUUAUAUGAAGGCAAUUCAUUUAUGUUCAUGAACUUAUAAGGAUAGUCCUAUUGAAAUUUUGAAGUGAUAUUCUGUUAAAGGGAUAGCAAUUAUUUUCUUACCUGAAGGUUGAUAAUUCUAUUCAUCUUUAUUAAAUACAAAUCCAGAUUAUUAGAUUCCUGAGGGUGAAUAAUCUCAAGAGAAGCCUAGAUCAAAGCAGGUGUCAUAAAAGAACUCAAAUCGAUAGAAUGUCAUGGCAAUUUUAUGCCAGUGACAUCUUAGCAACUUUUAAGCUGUCAUUAAGUUUGCAUUGGGCAGUUAUUUACAAACAUGCUAAUGUUAAUUUAUAAAUAAUAACAAUAAUAAUAAUAAUAAUAAUAAUAAAUCAAAGCUGGAGGUUGUGUGCCACAAAUUAUCUUCCUGUGUGAAACACUUACGGCUAACAUGAAGAAUUUCCAGCCAUUGUGGAUAUAUUGCAAAACUCUUGAGUAAAAAAAAAAUUGUGAUAAAAACCUACGAUUAAAAUUAAACAAUUGUAUUAUAAAAAAAUUUAUUAAAAUCGUAAUGUAGAGCAGUGUGUUCAGGGUGAUGUUUGUUAGUUUUCUACCACUCAGCUCUUUUCAUAUGGAAACAAGAUGUCUAGUUAAAAAAAAAAAUAUAUCUUAAAAGGUUUUUAUUCCCUCUCUUCAUUAGAGUUACUCUGACCGGAACCUAUUAAUUCCUAUAUUUUUAGCAUGUGUUUCACACUGGAGGGUCAUUGGUGGCGCACCACACCACAUAUACUGCCUUCAUUUUCCUUGUAAAUAAUCAUUGACUUCUCUGUAAAUAUCAUUUCAUUACAAACAUGGUGACAGAUUAAGGGUUAUUAAAUAGAGUUUUCAUAAACUCUCAUAAUAUUUUUGAGAUUGGAGUUGUUUGUGACAUUAUGAAUCUCGGCUUAGUUGACUUAGGAUGAAUUUUGACUUUAUAAAGGUGUAGUAAAAAUAUUUACUUCUCAGCAGAAUCUCACUUCAAAAAUAUUGGACUACCCUUUAGCAAUGUCUACAUUAUUCAUUUGACGUAAAACUAAAUAAAGACAAAGAAUGAGUGAACAUAUUAAUCAACAUUAUGCCUCAUAGGCAAGACAGUAGGCUAUGAUGUUUGACAACAUUUUAAUGCUCAUAAAAAAUGUCAAUGUUAGCAGUGUUAAAAAAUAGUCUAAUGAAAGCUCAUGUCUUAAAUGUUUUUUUUCCAUGUAAAAGUGGAUAAUAUAUAAGCUCCCAGUCCACGCAGACACUGGUGAAAUGUCAUUUAAUGACAAUUUAAGGAUCGUGCAGCUUCCAUGUAACUUAUCUGUGAAGCAGUGCUACUUUUUAAACAGAGAAAACAACAUAGCUGAAUAGAUAGUAUUUUUGCAAGUAGUUUGUUGUACAUUCUAAAUAAAUGUCUAUCAAACGUGAA